AUGGCGAACCCGGUGGGGGAGGACAAUUGGGUCGAGUAUGUCGACCACCAGCUCCGCGAGGCCACCGACCUCGAAGCCCGCGUGCGCGUCGUCGAGACGUUCCGACGCGCCACGCUCGCCGAGCCCGGCAGCCUCAAGGUGUGGAUGGCGUACUGCGAGUACUUCUGGUCGCUCUACAUCGACUGCCAGCCCGGCAGCGACGCCGGCUGGCCCCACGACGAGCAGCACAUUGGCCGCGAGACCUUCACGCUCGAUGCGGCCCUCAACCUCUGGCAGACCGGCUACGAGGCUGUGCAGUACCGCCUCUCGGACAGCCAUGAGCUGUGGAACCGCUGGGUGUCGCUCGAGAUGGAGCUGCUGCGGCGCACCGCGACCGAGGCCGGCGUGCGUCGGAUCACGCAUCUCUUCAAGAACCGGCUCGCCGUGCCCCACGCGACCUGGAAGACCACGUCGCAGAUGUUCUCGAGCUUCCUGUCCGAAUACAACCGGUAUGCCUACGAGAGCGAGAUGCAGCAGGUGACGAAGAACGCGCGGGACGCGAGGCGGCUCUACGACCUGCGCGACCCGUGGGAGACGAAGCUCGCCCACGCGGCUCGGGCGCGCGAUGCCGGCGCGGUGCGCGCGAUCAUGUCCGAGUACAUGGAUUUCGAGAUCCGCCUCGUCAAGUCAAAAAAGGACGCGCGGGACGUCCUGGUCAACUACCAGAUCUGCCUCGGCCUGUUCUCGCGCGCCCUGACCGGCGUGCUGGCCUCGGACGAGGACACCUGGCUCAACUUCAUCGUGCUGAUCUCCACGAGUCACACAGACAUCAAGGCCGGCCGGUCCGUUAUCCCCGCCCGCUUGGUGCCCAACAUGCUCGACACGCUCCAGCGCGCCGUGCGCCACAUCCCGUGGUCCGGCGUCCUCUGGGCGAGGUACAUCCUGACGGCCGAAGAAGCCGGCCUGUCGUUCACCGACAUCGAGCGCAUCAAGCACGCCGCCACCGACAGCGCGCAGCUGGACAAGAACGGCAUGGCCAGCGUGCUCGACAUGUACUCGGCCUGGUGCAGCUACCUGAAGCGCUCGGCUAUGAACCCCAAUGCGACCGAGGAGGCUGUGGACGUGGCCGAGGUCGGCCUGCCGUCGGCGCUAGAGGAUGUUAAGCACUGGGGCAAGCGCAAGUACGGCGAGGCGUACCAGGGUGACCCCGACUACCGGCUUGAGAAGAUUUUGAUCCAGUUUCUGACGGAGAAGAAGGACGAUAUCGAGGGUGCGCGCGCCGUGUGGGAGCAGCUAUCCCGUGUGGAUCUGCACGCGAACAGCUACGACUUCUGGCUUAAUUGGUACCUGUGGGAGAUGAUGGUCUUCGCCACGGUAAGAAGCAAGACGCGGAGCCCGACACCGGCCACCCUCACGCAGGGCUUGCGCGUGCCGACAUUUGCCACGCAGGUGUUCACCCGCGCGCUCAAGAUCCGCACCGUGGAUUGGCCGGAGCGCCUCAUGGAGGUCUAUCUCAAGCACUGCAACGACUACGAGCUGGCGGAGACGCUGCGCGAGGCUCAGGACACCAUCUACAAAACCCGCAAGGGCGUGGCCAAGCGCCGUGAGCGGGAAGCUGCGCAGGCGGCGCAGGUGGCGGCUCAGCAGGCUCAGCAGGCUCAGCAGGCUCAGGCACAGGCGGCGACCGUGGUGGACCAGUCCAUGCCGGACGCGCCCGAUGCAAACUCCUCGCCCGGGUCGAAGCGAAAGCGCUCGGAGACACCGGGCGACGACGAUAGCGGCAACAGCAAACGCGCUAAGAGCGAGACGCACAGCGACGAGUUGAAGCGGGACCGGGAGAACACGUCGGUGUGGGUGACCAGCCUGCCCAAAGAUGCGACGCAGACCAAGCUGAAGCAGUUCUUCCGCGAGUACGGGCACAUCAACAACAUCGACCUGCAGAAACGGGACGAUGCGGCGAUUGCACUGGUCGAGUUUCGCACGCCGGACGACGCCCGAUCGGCACUGCUGCGCGACGGCAAGUAUUUCGGCGACCAUGUCGUCCAGGUCGCUGCCGCCACCGACUGCACGCUCUUUGUCACGAACUACCCGCCCGAGGCGGACGAGCAGUAUCUCCGGGACCUGUUCAAGAACUGCGGCGAGAUCUACAGCAUCCGCUUUCCCAGCCUCAAGUACAACACCAAGCGCCGGUUCUGCUACGUGACCUUCCGCGACCGCGCCGGUGCCGCCGCCGCCACCAAGCUCGACGGCAAGCCGCUCGAGUACGGCAAGUUUAAGCUCCAAGCCAAGUUCUCCGACCCGAUGGCCCGCCAGCAGCGCCACGGUGCGCAAGCCGAGGAGCGCGAGCUGCACGUCCUCAACCUGCCACGAGGGACCUCCGAGGACGACGUGCGCGAUCUCUUCGCCAAGGCUGGCCGUGUCGUGAGCGUCCGCGUGCCGCGCAACAUGGCCGGCGUGUCCCACGGCACGGCGUUUGUGGUGAUGGAGACCAAGGACGGCGCACAGGAAGCCAUCCGGACCCUCGACAAGCUCAUCUUCGGCAACCACCCGAUCAAGGUCGAGCUCUCGCGGCCCCCGUCGCACAAAGUCACCGCCACCAUCCGGACCGCUGACGGGGCCUCCACGCCGUCCGAGGCCGGAUCAUCCCCGGCGCCUUCGGAGUCCAACUCGAGCUCGAAUCCCUCGCGAGCCGAGAUUGCCGCCCGCAGCAUCGCCGUGCUGAACGUGCCCGACACGAUGAACGACGCCCGGCUGCGCAGCGCCCUCGCCUCCACGGCCGGCGUGGACAGGGACGUUGUGAAGCUGGUGCUGCACCCGACCCACGGCGGGGCCGUGCUCGAGUUUGCCAACGCUACUGCCGCGGGCAAGGCUGCGCUGGCCAUCGACGGGGUUGAGGUGGAUGUCGGCGGCGGGUUGGGGAGGCGGAAGUUGCGUACCGGCACGGUGGCUGAGCUGUUCAAGUCCAAGGGGGAGAAGAGGGUCGACCGCAUCGACAAGCCCGGGCCGCCCGGACCCGCAGGGACGUACGGCAAGAAGGCUGAGGGUGCCAAGUCUGGUGCGAGUGCGGCUGAGCUGAUGCCGCCCCCACCCUUGCUGAUCAAACGCCCGGGAACUGGCGCCAGGUCGGGGCCGAAAAAACUCCCUGGUUUCGUGAGGAGGUCUGAUGAGACCGCUACUGCUGUUAAUGGCGCGGCAGCGGACGGGAAGGGCAAGAGCAAUGCGGAUUUCAAAAAGAUGUUCUUGGGCGGCGGGGGUAGCGGUGCCCCUAGCAGAGAUGCUACUGGCCAGGACGCGGACAUGGAGAACAACCAAUAUGGAAAUCAGAGCAAGACGGAUUAG
Chaetomium strumarium is the source of this 3318-nucleotide messenger RNA. RefSeq lists its product as uncharacterized. Gene Ontology annotation, biological process: RNA processing. The record is from RefSeq and is a predicted model, not a curated record. The coding region runs from base 1 to 3318 and encodes 1105 amino acids. The transcript has a single exon. Lineage: Eukaryota; Fungi; Ascomycota; Sordariomycetes; Sordariales; Chaetomiaceae. Gene Ontology annotation, cellular component: cytoplasm; nucleus. Gene Ontology annotation, molecular function: mRNA binding; protein binding.